UGCCCAUGUUUAUUUUGAAUCUCAGAUUUUGAUAAGUUUUCUUGAUCUGACGGGAUUCCGCGGUUUUCCGAAAUAUUUGUGAAAGUGUUAGAUUUUAACUGAUCAAUUUCAUACUAAAAAAGGGAUUAGUGAGUUCAAAUGAGUCUCAAUGACGACGAAGAAGUGGAAUGCGCUUUUUCUGCCACCGCAGAGCAGUUGGAGGCAGAGGACCAGAAAAAACAAGAGUUGCAAGAAAACGAUGCACUUGGAGAGCUGGUAGAUGCCGAAGAAUUUCUAGCUUCGGAGGGAGCUCCGAUGCUUGAAUAUGAGCGGCAGAUGUUCUUCGAUUUACUUCAUUCAGAUGGUUUGAUGAUUUGUGCAAAAGGAAUCAGCUAUGAGAAGGUUUUAGUAAAUUUGCUAAAGCUUUUCUGUGAAACAACGACACUUGUGCUGGUCGUAAACUGCUCAGACCAUGAAGAACGGUUGUACACGCUGCAGCUUGGGGAACGUUCAAUUCGUGAAUCUUCGACCAAUGCGGCAGAACGCGAAAGGGUUUACCUUCAUGGAGGCAUUCAAUUCAUUAGCACUAGAGUUCUGGUUGUGGAUCUACUGAAAAAUCGAAUACCGAUUGACCUCAUAACAGGUAUUUUCGUGGUAAACGCUCACGAAAUUAUAGAAUCCUGCCAAGAAGCAUUUGCUCUCCGUCUGUAUCGACAAAAGAACAAAAAUGGCUUCAUUAAGGCGUUUUCUAAGAAUGUUGAAGCCUUUACGUACGGCUAUGGUCAAGUGGAAAAAGUAAUGCGAAAUUUGUUCGUCAAAGAACUUUUUAUAUGGCCUCGCUUCCAUGCCACCAUUCAGAAAUCUCUGAAGCCUUGGGAACCCAUCAUCGUGGAAAUACAAAUCCCGAUGAGCCAGAAAAUGAUUCUACUGCAAACAAACAUUUUGGAUAUAAUGAACUAUUUGAUCAAAAACAUCAAAAGUCUUAAUAGACACGUCGAGCUCCAGGAAGUGACAGUGGAAAAUUGCGUUACGAAAAAAUUUCACAAGAUUUUGCAGGCACAAUUGGAUACGAUUUGGCAUCAGUUGAGUUCGCAAACGAAGCUCAUUGUUGCUGACUUGAAGGUGCUUCGCAGUUUGAUGAUAUCUACCAUAUAUCACGAUGCAAUCACCCUUUUCGCCACAAUGAAAAAAUAUCGUUCAACUGAGUAUGCUCUCAGUAAUUCCGGAUGGACAAUUUUGGAUUCAGCAGAGAAAAUGUUCAACAUUGCCAAAGAGCGUGUGUUUAACAAGAAUGACGAAUUUGAACCAGAACUCUGUCCAAAGUGGAAAGCAUUAACCGAAGUGCUGCGACAAGAAAUCCCGUCCGAUAUUAAAGAGACUGCAAAGAAAAUUCGUAGCAAGGAUGAACGCCAAAAGUAUCUCCAUCAGCAGGUGAAGGUCUUGAUUCUAAGUCAAGAUGCAAGAACAUGCUAUCAGUUGAAUCAAUAUUUAACACAGGGAGCAGAAAAGUACCUCUUUUAUAAUGCCAUGAAAAACGAUGUGACUGUAUCGAAAUUGGCAGAGUCGUAUCGUCUGUUUCAUACAAGCAAUGACGGAAAUACAUUCAAUAUUCAAAAUGUUGAAAAAUUUGUGGAACCCAAAACAGCACCUAAACAGCAACCAGUACCCGAAGAGCCAAAAGGAAAUUUUCUGCGAGAAAGAAUCGCAAAACGUCGCGCUGAGGCAGCUAAGAAGGCAGAGGAAGAAUCGAAGGACCAAGACGAAGGAGAGCAUUCGAAAAUGUCUGAAAUGGAAGCUGACUUAUUGGAUAAGGAAGAGCAUGAGGAGUACCAUUGCUUCAGAGACUCCUACAUUCUCACAAUGACGCAGAAAAGUGAUGCCAACCGUACCGUCUCGGACGACGGCGAAGAGGAUGAUCUGUACGAUGUCACCCAGCUGGAAUGCGGUGAGUUUGAAUCCUUUGCGGAAAUGGAAAAUAUGGACGUCACAAAGAUUGUGAACGAGUCGAACAGACCGAUGGUGUUUAUCCAAACGUUCAAAAGCGAGAUCAACGGCACGACAUCACUGGAUCGCACAUUGGAGGAGAUCAAACCUCGUUACAUCGUACUGUACCACAGCAACAUAACGGCAAUUCGACAGAUCGAAGUAUAUGAGGCGCGUCAACAGCGGCAGGAGUUAGCUAGAGUACGAGUCUUUGCUAUCAUUCAUUCCAAAACAGUCGAAGAGCAGUCCUUUUUGACGUCGAUAAGGAGGGAGAAACAGGCAUUCGAGUGGGUCAUUGGCGUCAAACGGACAAUGGUCGUUCCGGAAUACCAGGAUGGAAAAUGUGAGGAUGCCAUUACAAUGUUGCAAAAAAAGCAGGAGAUUUCUUCGAGGCAAGCCGGGGGCCAAAUAACUGCCACUGAAACCGUAACCACUCCACGAAUAAUUGUUGAUAUGCGAGAAUUCAGAUCGGAUUUGCCCUGUUUGAUCCAUCGCCGUGGUAUUGAGGUAGUGCCCCUUACGAUCACGAUCGGCGAUUACAUUCUGACCCCAGAGAUAUGCGUGGAGCGAAAAUCUAUUUCCGAUCUCAUCGGCUCGCUCAACUCGGGGCGCCUCUACAACCAAUGCGUACAAAUGACUCGCUUUUAUAGCAAACCAAUUCUGCUGAUUGAAUUUGACCAGAAUAAACCCUUUCACUUGCAACGCCAUUUCAUGAUGUCGGGCGAUUCAAGUUCAUCCAAUGCAGACAUUAUGCAAAAGUUGCAACUGCUCACGCUGCAUUUUCAGAAGUUGAAGCUCGUUUGGUCACCGAGUCCUUAUGCCACCGCCCAGCUGUUCGAAGAGUUGAAGCAAGGCAAACUGGAACCCGAUCCUGACGUGGCCACCUCGCUUGGAUCGGACGAAGCUGGUGGCGAAGGCGAGAAUAUUGUGGACCGAACUAAUCCCAACAUACACGAUUUUCUGAUGAAGUUGCCGGGAAUAAAUUCUAAAAACAUUGGACGGGUGAUGAGGAAAUGCAAAAAUCUAAAAGAGCUGCUCAAAAAGAGCGAGAAUGAACUGGAGGAGCUGUUGGGGGGUAAGCUGCAAGCCAAAAUGAUGUGGGAGAUAUUACAUGUGGCUCACAAACCUGUUCAAGGAGAUGCCGGAGAGAAGCAGUUUACUUCAAAGUUCAAACGAGGACUUGGUAAAAGAAAUUUUUAAAAAUUUUGUUACGUUGUAUUUAUUAUUGGAAAAAAAAUUGAGAAAAAAAUAGUUUAUUUUCCAUGUUAGGUUGCUGAACAGCAUGUCGUCAUUAAUUCAUGAAAUAAGAUAAUG
Armigeres subalbatus is the source of this 3276-nucleotide messenger RNA. RefSeq names its product DNA repair endonuclease XPF (gene mei-9). Gene Ontology annotation, biological process: resolution of meiotic recombination intermediates; nucleotide-excision repair involved in interstrand cross-link repair; double-strand break repair via homologous recombination. Lineage: Eukaryota; Metazoa; Arthropoda; Insecta; Diptera; Culicidae. The coding region runs from base 139 to 3162 and encodes 1007 amino acids. The transcript is spliced from 6 exons. Gene Ontology annotation, cellular component: nucleotide-excision repair factor 1 complex. The record is from RefSeq and is a predicted model, not a curated record. Gene Ontology annotation, molecular function: single-stranded DNA endonuclease activity; damaged DNA binding; single-stranded DNA binding.